AUUUACCCCAACAGCCACCAGAACAGACCGGACCAGAACAAUCCCAGCAAGCACACUCAAACCAAACCACCCAAUUGACCCAACAAAAGAAGAGAAAAAAGAAAAGAAAAAGAGAAGGGAGAAAGAAGCAAGAACAAAAUGUCCACCUCCAACAAUCACAACCCAAACCAACAACCUCCCUCCCACCCAGACCAAAACGAAGCUCCAUCCCACACCCAAGAUGACGCACAAUCCCAAUCGAACCCUCAAAGAGGAGGCAAGAAAGCAAAACUCCCCAUCCACACCCACCACUGCCGCUUCUGCAACCACCUCCUCCUAGCAACAACCCUCCAGUCCCUGGCCUCUCUCCCGACGCGCAAACCGCCCGCGAAAGAUGGCGCUGUCAUCGUGCCUCUUUCUUUACCUGCCUCGUCUUCAUCCGCUACCUCGUCAACAUCAUCUUCGACGACCAGGGGGGAUACGGAUACCGAAUUGAAAGACAGAGAAGAAGGGAAAAAAGACCUCCACACGACUAUCCUCCUCUCGACAACACAGCCGGACCGGGGCUUCACUGUUAUCCGCCGAGAAGACGGGUUCGAGAAGAGACGGUUGAUACGGUGUGGGCGGUGUAGGGUUGUUGUGGGGUAUUUCUUGGAUGCGGUUCAUUUUCCUUCUUCCGGAGGAGGAGUGAAGGGAGAGGGAGAUACAGAGGGAGAUGUUGGGGAGGAAGAUGAAGAGAAGAAAGAUGAGAUCAAGGUGGUGUAUUUACUUCCUGCGGCGUUGAUGGAGACGGGGACUAUGGUCACAGGGGACGAGGAGGAGCUGAGGAGGUUGGAUCGGGGGUGGAGUUCUUGGGUUUGAUCUUUUCUUUGUAUUGUAUAAUAUCAUAUAUUCUAGU
Molecule: messenger RNA, 877 nt
Organism: Aspergillus candidus
Lineage: Eukaryota; Fungi; Ascomycota; Eurotiomycetes; Eurotiales; Aspergillaceae
Exons: 1
Coding region: 139-840 (233 amino acids)
Source: RefSeq, a predicted model, not a curated record